GGAAAUAUCACGAUAAAUACUGAACGUGUUGCAGGGGCCAUCGAACUGUUCACCCUAUGUAUACUGUUUCAUUUUCAUUAAUUCCAUUUUUGGUUUCCGAAUUAAAUAGUGUUGGAAGUAAUUCGUAUAAUGCAAUAAAAUGGCAGAUAUUGAGUUGUCUAAGGCUUUGCGUGAUUUACCAAAUCGAGUCCAAACGGCUACAUGUGAUGAGAGAAUAACUUUGUUUCAAAAUGUGACAUCUGUGCUGGAUAAUCCUGGGAUUAAUGCAUCUAUUGUGAAAGGCAUAUGUAAAGUGAUUGGAACUACUUUAACCAAAUACAAGGAUACACCUUCACAAAUUCUUGUUAGAAAUUUAAUCGUGGAUAUCGUUAAACAGCACCAUGACGUGGCUAUUGAAUGUCUUAGCUCUGUAGUUAAAACAGUUUUAAACAAAGAAAUUUCAGUUUUAACACCACAAAAGUCUGCAAAAUAUUCAGUUAUUGCUUUAGGAUGGACGGAUUUGAUUAUCAGAAAUGGAGAUUUUCACUCAAACAUAUUUAAAACGGAAUAUUCUAAGUUGGUAGAGUACCAAAGUCAAUUGUAUCAUCAUAUAGUGCUUUCGUAUAAUAUACGCAUCAUUGAAAUGGCUGAGAAAUUACUUUUUGACUUGUGGACGAAUAUCGAGAAUUAUAAACUAUGCUCCUCAACAAUAUUGCAAAAGGAAUCAGCAUCUCAUAUUGUCGUGUUUUUAAUGCUUCUUUUAAGAUUUGAAAACAGCAAAGAAGACAUCGAAUAUGAUCAAAGAAUGCACAGAGCAGAACUACUUGAACACUUUAUAAAAGUUGUUAUUACGAGUAAAAUAAUGCCACAAAAUUCGAUUGUAAAAGCGUGUGAGCCAUUGUUAAAGAUAGUUACGCAACAGGAAUUUGAAGGAGUUAUAUAUCCCGUAUUACUCAAAUCCAUAUUAAGGAGUCCUGAAAUGGCAAUACGUGUGAUGGGAUUAAUUUUUCACCAGUUAAAUAUAGAUUUAAGUGAAUAUGCGUCAUCAUUAGGAAAGGUGCUUUUACAACAUUUGUAUUGUAAAGAUGAUAUAGUUAGAGGAGAAUCUUUGGAAGCGCUGAAGGAAUUAUCACUUAAGUGUACCACAGUCAAGUCAGUUGAAUACUUACUAAAAGGAAUUUUCGGCUCUCUUAAUGGAGAUAAUGGUAAAAUAACAGUAGCGGAGUACAGAAUAAAUCUAAUUCAGGGCGCAGGAUACUUAAGUUUCAACGCAAUUUCUUACAAGGAAACUCCAAUUGUAUUACUUCUCGCUAUAGAACUUUUUUCGAAGGCAUUGGUGACUGAAAUUCAGGAAAGAGUUAUAAGCUGCACCUUAGAUAUGUUUAGCUUAUGGAUGUUAAAAUUAAGUGGAGAAUUACCAAAGUCAAUCACCGAUGUCUUUAAAAGAGGUUUGGAUCUAAAAACGACUACACAAACAGUAAGAAUAUCAUAUCUUCAAUGGUUUUUAGCUGGCCUUAACAACGCAAAUUUACGCCAUGAUCUUAAUAUUACAUCCAUACUUAUAAAAAUAGUAGAGAAAGGGUUGCAAAGUCCUCUACAGAUUUCACUUGUAUGUGAAUCAGUUUGCGCUGCUUGUAUAAUAAUACAAACCAAUACAAUAUCUAGUGAUCCUAUAUUAGGAAGUUUUUGGAGCACUAUGUUUGACAUGAAUAAACAGAUAUUUUUUUCCGAACGAUUUAUGUUAGCUGCACCCCCGGAAACAUUAUGCUACGUAUCGUUAAUGGCUGAAAUAUUAUUAACGCAAUACUCUGAUAAACUUAAAGGUCCAUUGAAUGUUUUGUUUAAAGCUAUAGUUUGUAAUUUGAUAUCAAAUUCUCAAAAACUGAGGACAUAUACUUUGAAUUUACUUCCAAAAUUAAAGAAUACAAAUAAUGGUGUAGACUAUAUUCACAAAAUUAUGAUGGAACUUGAAAAUCAGAUAGAUAAUAUCAAAUUUAAUACAGAUUGUGAUUAUCAAGAAGAAAAUGUAGCUGCUAAAAAUAUUUUAGGAGAAUUAAUGCAAAGUAUAUGUAAUUUCGAUCAAAUUCCUGAUGAUGCUAAAAAACUAUCUUUGCAGUCUCUACUUAUAUGUCAUCACCCUGGUGUGUUUUGUAACAAUUCGGUCCUGUGGGAAACCAUUUUAAAAAAUAAGUUCAAUUUUGAUCCAGAAAUAUUUGUUUCCCUUAAUGCUAAAGAAAUUACAAAUAUUAUAGUAGAUAAUUUCCAACCGAAAAAAACUUAUGAAAAUUCUAUUUCUACUAUUGUUCGGCUGAGUCCUGGGAAAUUUUUACCGAUACUGGUGCAAAAUAUUAUAACUGAUUUAAUAUAUGUUGGAAGUAGUGAUAUUAGUGAAGAAGAAUACUAUAUAUUUGUAUCUCCAAAAGGAGAGACGUUCGACGAGAAAGCUAUUAAAAAUGAUAUAUAUGCCACAACUGGUCACACACGAGAUAACAAACAUCAAAUUGAAAAAAUAAUAAUCAGUGAAAGUGAUAAAAAACGAUACAAAGGCAAAGCUAGUCUCUCAGAACCUUCUCAAAAACAAGAGGCUAUUAAAAAUCAAAUUGAAAAAGGAAAUUAUACGAGAGAUCGUCUUGGUCUUCUCAAUAAAAAGUUAAAAAAUGCCAUAUCUAUGUUAGAGGCGGCAUUCGCAGGAAAUCCCAAAGCAGUUUCUUUACAUUUUCACGAGUUAUUAAUGCAACUACUACAAUUACUUGCAUGUCCAAUAGCAGCUGAAUCGGUGGCAAAACUUUAUUUCAAAUUACGAGAAGCAUGCUUUGAAGAUUGUUUCGACUUGGGAAAAGAUAUUGCAAUAAUAACUUUGCGACUAGAAAACCCACGGUUAGAGUUACCAAAUGAAUGGAUAACAAACGAUGUAAAUGAAGUCAUCAAAAGUAUUUUACUGAACAUUCAUAAACUCAUAAUAUAUCGCCAAACUGAUGGAAAUGAAAAUGCAUCAACCACUCUGUUUAAUGCACCGUCCUUUACAUAUAUAUUUGAGUUCCUAAAAAGAGCAUUUGUGACAAAUUUUGUAGCAAACAGUGAAGAAUUGUUGUUUAUUGGUAUUCAAAUAAUAGAAAGCCAUGCUCAAAUUAGAGGCUUUACGGUGAUUGGUGAAGUGACUGAUUACAAUCACCCUAAGUAUAUGCCUUGUUUGGAGAUGUCAAAAUUAUUGCUAAAUAUUAUAAAUACAUACCAAGGUAGAGUUGAAACACAAGCCGCAGGUGCAAUCUUGGAAGUGGCAAAUUUAAGUUCAGGAGAAGACUACUGCACAUAUGCUACUGAUGAUGAGAUAGCACUAUUUUUAAAUUCAUUAGAAAGCGGCAAAGAGUCAGUAAGAGAAGUUUCAUUAAGGGCUUUAAAAAUCAUUAAAAAGGUUAUUUUAUUUGAAACUGAAGCGCACCGAAAUAUCAUUUCGCGUUUAAAACUUCGAUUGUGGAUUGCUAAGUUUGACAUUUCAGUAGAAAAUCGUAUCUUAGCUUCAGAUUUGUGGGAGUCGGUUAAAUUUUCUCCACCUGAUUUAGAUGAUGUGCUUUUGGUUGUCACACAUAAGGAGCUAUGUAUACAAAAAGCGGCUUCAGCUUCUCUGUUGGAACUACUUUCCACUAAUCAUCAAGAGAUAAAAUAUACAAUAAAAUCGUUACUUGAAAUAUACAGAGAGAAACUAACCAUGAUUCCUCCUAAAUUGGAUCAAUUCGAUCGGGAAAUUUUUCCAGCUAUAGAUCAAUGGGAGCCUCGAAGAGGUAUUGCAAUAUCAAUAUCACAAAUUUCCAAGUUUUUUGAUGUUGAUGACGUUAACGAAAUUAUGCAAUUUAUGGUAUCGCAAGGAUUUAGAGAUCGCAACGAAACUGUUCAUAAAGAAAUGCUUGCAUCCGCUCUUUGUAUAGUGGAUCAUCAUGGAAAAGAAACUAUAGUCAAUUUGUUGCCGGUUUUUGAAGACUUUUUAGAUAAAGCUCCGAAAUCACAAACCUACGAUAAUGUUAGACAAGCUGUCGUCAUUUUAAUGGGAUCAUUAGCUCGACAUUUAGACGCUGAUGAUACUCGAAUUGAACCAAUAGUGCGAAGAUUAAUUUCAGCUUUGUCAACACCUUCUCAGCAAGUACAGGAAGCUGUGGCUAAUUGUUUACCACAUUUAGUUUCAUCGGUGAAAGAUAGAGCUCCUGAAAUUUUAAAAAAAUUAUUGCAACAACUUAUAAAAUCUGAUAAGUAUGGAGAGCGGAGAGGAGCAGCUUAUGGGAUUGCUGGCAUUGUAAAAGGUUUGGGGAUUUUGUCAUUGAAACAAUUCGAUAUAAUGUCUAAAUUAACGACAUAUAUACAAGAAAAAAAAAAUUAUAAAUCACGAGAAGGUGCACUUUUUGCUUUUGAAGUAUUAUGUACAACCCUGGGACGUUUAUUUGAGCCCUAUAUUGUUCAUGUACUACCUCAUCUAUUACAAUGCUUUGGAGAUUCUUCUCAAUAUGUUAGACAAGCCGCUGAUGAUACUGCAAAAGUAGUAAUGGGUAAACUUUCGGCCCAUGGAGUUAAACUGGUCCUUCCAUCUCUACUUAAUGCUUUAGAUGAAGAUUCUUGGCGAACAAAAACAGCUUCGGUUGAACUUCUGGGAGCGAUGGCUUUUUGUGCACCUAAACAAUUGUCAUCAUGUUUACCUAACAUAGUUCCAAAAUUAAUAGAAGUCCUUGGUGACUCACAUACCAAAGUGCAGGAAGCAGGUGCUGACGCACUUAAAGUCAUAGGAUCAGUAAUAAAAAAUCCAGAAAUCCAAGCAAUCGUUCCUAUAUUGUUGACAGCUUUAGAAGAUCCAUCAAAAAAUACUUCAAAUUGUUUGCACAGUUUACUUCAGACAAAAUUUGUACAUUUUAUAGAUGCACCAUCUCUGGCCCUAAUAAUGCCUGUAGUAGAGAGGGCAUUCAUGGAUAGAUCUACCGAGACUCGAAAAAUGGCUGCUCAAAUCAUAGGUAAUAUGUACUCUCUCACUGAUCAAAAGGAUUUAGUGCCGUAUUUGCCUAACAUAAUUCCUGGUCUAAAGAUGUCUUUGCUUGAUCCUGUACCAGAGGUUAGAGCAAUUUCAGCAAGAGCAUUAGGAGCUAUGGUACGUGGAAUAGGUGAAUCUUCAUUUGAAGAUCUGCUUCCAUGGUUGAUGCAAACCUUGACAUCAGAAUCUAGUAGUGUCGAUCGUAGUGGAGCGGCUCAAGGUCUUGCCGAAGUUGUUGGCGGUUUAGGAGUGGAAAAGUUGCAUCAGUUAAUGCCAGAUAUUAUCACAACUGCGGAGAGAACAGAUAUUGCGCCACAUGUGAAAGAUGGAUAUAUUAUGAUGUUUAUAUAUAUGCCUGGCCCUUUUCCUAAAGAUUUUACUCCUUAUAUAGGCCAAAUAAUUAAUCCGAUAUUAAAAGCUUUGGCUGACGAAAAUGAGUACGUUCGUGAAACGGCAUUAAAAGCUGGGCAACGUAUAGUAAAUUUAUAUGCCGAAUCAGCAGUAAUGCUUCUUCUUCCUGAAUUAGAAAAGGGUUUAUUUGAUGACAACUGGAGAAUUCGUUUUAGCUCUGUUCAAUUACUUGGAGACUUGUUAUACAGAAUAUCGGGCGUAUCUGGAAAAAUGACUACAGAAACAGCAAGUGAAGAUGAUAAUUUUGGAACGGAACAGUCCCAUACUGCGAUUAUAAGAUUUUUAGGUGAAGAAAGGCGAAAUAGAGUUCUUUCAGGCCUUUAUAUGGGUCGGAGUGAUGUAUCACUGAUGGUUCGACAAGCAUCUCUACAUGUUUGGAAAGUGGUGGUAACAAACACACCACGCACACUAAGAGAAAUCUUACCUACCUUAUUUAGUUUACUUUUGGGAUGUUUGGCAAGCACUAGCUAUGAUAAACGUCAAGUUGCUGCGCGAACAUUAGGAGAUUUGGUGAGAAAAUUGGGGGAGAGGGUUCUUCCCGAAAUAAUACCAAUAUUAGAGAAAGGACUUAAUUCUGAAUAUCCGGAUCAACGCCAAGGUGUCUGCAUUGGCCUGUCGGAAAUAAUGGCUUCAACAUCUAAAGAAAUGGUGUUGUCGUUCGUUAAUAGUCUAGUUCCAACAGUAAGAAAAGCUUUAUCGGAUCCCUUACCUGAAGUAAGAGGAGCGGCUGCAAAAACUUUCGAAUCUUUACAUUCAACUGUUGGCUCACGAGCUCUGGACGAUAUUUUACCUUCAAUGCUGGAGGGAUUGAACGACCCUGAUCCAAAUGUAUCAGAAUAUACAUUAGAUGGUCUUCGCCAAGUGAUGACUAUUAAAUCUCGAGUCGUUUUGCCAUAUCUGGUUCCACAAUUAACUGCAGUUCCAGUAAAUACAAAAGCACUUUCAAUAUUAGUUUCGGUGGCAGGAGAUGCAUUAACAAAAUACCUUCCUAAAAUUUUGGAUGCUCUACUACAAGCACUUUCAGAUGCUCAAGGAACUGCUUACGAGUACCAAGAAUUAGAUUAUUGUCAAGCAGUAAUACUAUCAGUUACAGACGAAAUCGGUGUUCGUACAAUUGUCGACACUCUAAUGAUGUCAGCCAAAUCUGAUUCCAUAAAUAUAAGAAAGUCGGCUUCCAGUUUACUUUGUGUAUUUUGUACACACUCUCCAGCGGAUUAUUCUCAAUAUGUUCCACAAUUAUUACGUUGUUUAUUACGCCUAAUGGCUGACUCCAAUCGUGAAAUUUUACAAAAUUCAUGGGAUGCGUUAAGCUCAGUUGUGAAAGCUUUGGAUUCAACUCAACAAAUUGCUCUCGUGUCUGACGUUAGGCAAGCGGUUCGGUUUGCUUCGAGUGAAAUGAAAGGUUCCGAGCUACCGGGUUUUUGUCUUCCUAAAGGAAUCACCCCACUACUUCCGGUCUUUCGAGAAGCAAUUUUGAAUGGAAUGCCAGAUGUUAAGGAAAAUGCAGCCGAAGGAUUAGGUGAAGUUAUUUCUCUAACAAGUGCACAGUCCUUACAGCCAUCUGUUGUCCAAAUAACUGGACCGCUUAUACGUAUUUUAGGAGAUCGAUUUAAUGCAGGUGUGAAAGCUGCUGUCUUGGAAACGUUAGCAAUUUUAUUGAAAAAAGUUGGAGUAAUGUUAAAACAAUUUUUACCCCAGUUACAAACGACAUUUUUGAAGGCUUUACACGACUCGAAUAGAAGUGUUCGCAUGAAAGCUGGGCAAGCAAUAUCUGAAUUGGUUAUCAUACAUUCACGGCCUGACUCAAUAUUUAACGAAAUUCACAAUGGGAUAAAAUGUAAUGAUGAUCCAUCUAUGCGAGAAACUAUGUUAGCGGCAAUACGUUUAAGUAUUAAUUUAGCUGGGGAAAAAAUGUCUGUGUGUUUAAAGCAACAAAUAUGCACUACCCUACUGAAUAUGAUAGGACAUUCAGAAGACAUUACUCGAACUGCUUCUGCAGGUUGCUUAGGAGCUCUUUUGAAAUAUUUAACACCCCAGCAAGUUGAUGACUUAUUAGAGCAUCAUAUUUUAAUUGCUGGAAAUGGUGACGGACUAUUAAAACACGGGCGAACUGCAGUGCUUUUCGUUUCACUAAAAGAGAGUCCUUCUAUGAUUAUUACUCCAAAAUUUGAAUCCAAGGUAAUAGAAUUUAUCACUGCUAGUAUUUUAUCAGACAAAAUAAAUAUUGCAAGCAGUGGUGUUCGCGCAAUGACUUGUUUGUUGCAAUAUUAUAUGUCGAAUGAUAUUAUCUUCCCUCUAACAAUAGUUUCAUGCUUUAUAAGGGCUAUGAAUCAUAAAAGCAAUGAAAUAAAACAAGUUGUGGCCAUAAGUUGUAAUUACUUGGCAAAAAUGUUAGCUUUAGAUAAGAUGAGUCCAGAUGUUAUCAAACAGCUCGUACCAAUGCUAGUUAAUGGUACCAAAGAAAAAAAUGGUUAUGUUAAAUCCAAUUCUGAGAUAGCUUUAGUUUCAAUUUUGCAUCUCCGGGAUAACGAUACUACUUUUAGUUAUGUUUGUCAAAUUUUAGAAGUUGGCGCGAGAGAUUCCUUAAAUGAGGUCGUAAACAAAGUUUUACGUAAAGUCGCUGUACAGUCUAUUGGUAAAGACGAAGAGUUUGAUGAUACCAUGUUAAAUUGAAGUAGAUUUAUAUAUAUGCCCUUCAAAAAAUUUCCAAAAUAAUUGUCUUAUGUACUGUAAAUGAAUAAUUAAUUAAUAAAUUUCGGAACAAAAGUAAUAAAAUGUUUUUGUUAUUAAAUUAUUACAAUUUGAACAGAUGUAACAAAAGACAACUUUUUAUAAAAAAACGUAUUUUCAAAUGGAACUAAACAAAGAAGAGCUUGGCUUGGGUGCAACGGAACCAUUUAUACUCUAACAAUUCGUAAGGAUCAAAGGCGGAGAAAUAUAUUUAAGCAAAGUCAUAGCCUAAAAUAUAUUGCUUAUUCAUUCAUUGAUGAAACCAUUACAAUUUUCACUACAGCCGGUUCCACGUUAUCGAUCUUUAAUUAUGAAAUUAUCUUCAGAAUCUCAACAAGUUGUCAAACAAAAUGGUGGAUAAUUGACCUAUCUGUGUUAAGGGGCUAUACCAGUGUAGCCCAUUAAAAUUGAAUGAUUAAUUAAUGAUUUUCGUGAUUUUUUUUUAAGAAAGUACUCGAUUGAUUGUUUCGAAGUUUUUCGCACAUAUGUAAUACAGUAUAUACAAGGAGAGCUGAGUUCGGGUGUAACCGAACAUUUUAUACUCUCGCAAUAUAUUUAUUUAAUUUUAUUAAUAUUACACACAAUAUGACUCACAUAUUUGGCACAUAUGUAUAUGGUAUAAAAUCCAUUAAAAGUUUGAAAACCCUAAUAUUAGGUAUAUGGAAACUUGAGGAAGUUAUGGCCCGAUAUCACUAAUUUUUGGCACGGAGACAUAUUAUUAGAAGACAAAUACUCCCUCUGAAUUUCUUCAUCUCAGUAUCUCAGAGACUUAUCUAUAUUUUCGGUAAAAAAUGUAUUCGAAGCUCUGAGGUCCUCAUAUUCGAUAUAUGGGGCCUUGAAUACUUAUGGUCCGAUUUCGGCGAUUUUUAGAAGGGCGAUGCCACACUAUAAAUAUAGUAUUUGUGCAAAGUUCUGUUUCGAUAUUUGCACUGGUGCUUACUUUAUAUAUUGCAAAGUAAACGAUUCAGAUCGACUUCAAAGUUCUUGUAUAUGGGAAAUAGGCGUGGUUGUGAAACGAUUUGGACUAUUUUCAUAACGUAUCAUUGGGAAGCCAAGAAGAUAUAAUGAACCUAAGUUCAUUGUAAUUGGUGGAGUAUUUUCGGAGAUAUGGUUUUUGACCCAUAAGUAGGCGGAACCACAUCCAUUUAAAAUUUUGUAUACCAUUUUAGUGCAUAUCUUCUGUACCAUCUUUAUAAUGAAUUUUAAGGUUUCUGGUGGUUUUCCUUACUGAAUUAAAGGAUUUUUAGUAGUUUUCAACAUAACCAUUGUAUGGGAGGUAGGCGUGGUUAUAAUCCGAUUUCCUCCAUUUUUGGACUGUAUAAGGUAGUACCUAAAAGAAACGGUUCUUAAUAUCUUCCCAGCUUCCCAAUGUUAAGUUGUAAAAAUAGUCCAAAUCGGUUCACAACCACGCCUACUUCCCAUAUACCAGAACUUUGAAGCAGGUCUGAAAAGUUUACAAUACAUAAACUUAGUGCUAGUGAUGAUAUCGAAACAGAACUUGGCAAAAAUACUGUAUUUAAAGAAUGGCAUCGCCCUUAUAAAAAUCGUCGAAAUCGGUCCAUAAAUUUUCAAUACCCUAUAUAUAGAAUAUGAGGACCUCAGUACUUCUAAUAAAUUUUUUACCGAAUUUAUAGUUAAGUCUCUCAGAUAUUUUAAGAAAUUUUGAGGGAAUAUUUUUCUUCUAAUAAUAUGCCUCCGUGCCAACAAUGAGUGAAAUCGGGUAUUAACUUCAUCUAUCUCCCAUAUACUCACCCCUACAGGGUUUUCAAACUUUCAAUGGACUUUAUACCAUAUAUAUGCCGAAUAUGUGAGUCAAAUUGAUUGUUAUAUUAAUAAAUUAAAAAAAAUAAAUUGCGAGAGUAUAAAAUGUUCGGUGGCACCCGAACUUAGCCCUUCUUAACUUGUUUCUAUUGUAAAAAACAAAUUUUUAAUAAAGCUUUUGAGUAACUGUGCCUACAAACUAAAUACAUUUGAUCCUACUGACUAUUGAACAACAACAAAAUUCUUGUCAAACGAAAAUAUACCUUGGUUUAGCUACGAGAGCAAACAUAACAGGCCAAUAAAGGUAAUGAUAAAAAAUUUACACCACUCAUGUGAUACUCAAUCCAUCUUGAACGACCUUAAAGAUCAAGGCUUUAAUGUGUUAAAUGCAAUUAACAAACUUAAGUGAAAGAAGAAGUAUUCGAUGCUACCAAGGACAUUAAGAAAGUUUAUCAGAUCAAAAGCAUUCUUAAUACCUUUAUCCAGGUUGAGCCUAUCAAAGCCUCUAAAUUACUCCCUCAGUGCAAAAACUGUCAAGCUUUUGGGCAUACAAAAAACUUCUGCGGUAAGCCAUCGAGAUGUGUGAAAUGUGGAGGCAAACAUCUUACAACUGAAUGCACCAAAGCCGAAAAAGAUCCUGCCAAAUGUUGCAACUGCAGCGAUUCUCAUCCUGCAAGCUACCGUGGUUGUGUUGUUGCAAAAGUACUGCAAAAAAUUAGAGAAAAAAAUGGUAAUACAGUUGAGGAGAAUGUCAAUGCUCAGGCGAAGAAAUUUCAGUAAAAAUGCACAGUCAGUCAUUAUACUUAAUUUCUUUAUAUAGUCCGCCCAGGCAUAAUAUCGUACAUGAAAUGGGAAGCUAUACAAGUUAUUGGAUGCAAUGUUAUUUCGACAAGGAGACCCACUUAUUGGCCUGCGGAUAGUAGGAAAUUACCAGAUCUACUUGACUUUUUUGUCAUCAACAAAGCGCAGCGCAGCCUGUCCAACAAAGCCGUAGGCAUUCUCUGAAUGCCUACUUUAGCUUUGUCGAGCCUGCAAAACCUACCAACAAAAAAGGCAGCGGUGAGAAGGAUGACCCAUCGCAGCGACCAACUGAGCCUAAGCAGAGCUUACAAACAGCAAAGUCAGCAGAGAACGGCAGUCAACAAGGGCCAUCAACAAACAAGUAUACACCAACAAAUUCGCAGGUACCAGCAAAUGAGCAGACAGCGAAGAAAAACAUAGCGCAAGGUGAGAUUGUUCCAAUAAAAAAGGUUUAUCUGUGCAGAUUGGCAUUGACCGCUACAUCAAUGUAAAGGAAGUUAAGUCCUUCAAAGUUAGCGGUCAAUCCUAAAAAAUUUCAAGGCGACACGCCAAUCAAAAACAAACCUGAGGUAUUAAAUGGCAACAGAUUUGCCUUAUUAAGCCAAGGUUCGGACGACGAUGCGAAGGGUACCACCACAGCCGCGAAUGCUAAACCGCCGCCAAUAUAUUUGCGGGAGCAUAUGCACUUGUUGAUAAAUUAAGUGAAAUUGUAGGUACUAAUAAUUUUCAUAUAGUCUAGAGACAAUAUAGAUGAAACUAAAAUACAGUCGUACACUGAGAAAAGUUUCAGGAAUAUAGUUAAAUAUUUGUCAAACAAAAACAAGAACUAUUAUUCUUAUCAACUGAAGAGUUUUAAAGGCCUAGUUGUUGUAAAUAAAAGUAUAGAGUCUUCCGUAGACUCUAGCGAAGUCAAAGAAGCUCUUGAAGAAUGUGGUUUUGGAGUUAAAACUGUUGUAAACAUCUGUAACAGAAAUAAAGUACCACAACCCAUGUUUAGAAUUGAACUGAUGCCGAAUUCUAACCAGCUUAAAAAGAACGAAGUGCAUCCAAUAUACAAUUUAAAAUAUUUGCUGCACCGUAGAGUAAACGUAGAAGAACCACACAAAAGAAACAGUCCGGUAUAAUGUACCAACUGCCAAGAGUAUGGGCAUACCAAAUCCUAUUGCACUCUACGCAGUCUUUGUGUGGUAUGUGGUGAUUUACAUUCCACCUCCAAAUGCACCAUUAAGAAAGAUAAUUUAAAUAAAAAAUGCAACAAUUGUGGACGAAAUCACACUGCCAACUAGAGGGGUUGUACUAUUUAUAAAGAUUUAUAAUCGAAGCUGUCACAGGGAAUUCAAGCACGUCGUAACCAAAUGUUACAUACACCCCGUAAUGACAUUAUGGAUAUCACAGACCAUAUUCCAAAAUCUAGUAAUAUUAAAAAUAAUACUGUACAAGGGAGCUAUGCCAUUGUUGUAAAAGGAAACAAUGUACAAAUGCAACCACUGCAAAAUCCCCCAAAUGGUGGUAUUGAAGCUAUGAUUAUAAAUCUUACGCAAUGUAUGACACAAUUUAUGUCUACAAUGCAAAACAUGAUGCAAGAUUUCAUAAAAUAAUAAUUAUUAUAUAUUAAUAAAACCAAAUGCUGCAAACUUUAUUAUGUAAAAAAUGAGCAUACUAAACAUUUGUAUAUGGAAUGCUAAUGGUGUUAACCAACAUAAACUAGAGAUUAUUAGAUUUCUGUCUGAAAAAAAUAAAUAAAAAUAACUUCUAUAUACCCAGAUUUAGACACUAUGUUAUAGAUCACCCGGAUGGAAAUGCGGACAGAGGAUCGGCAGUAUUGGUUAGAAAUCGGGAUAACCUUUAUGCUCUAAUAUCAUACUACAACCCAGUUACAAGCUACAAUAAUAUUAUUAAAAAAUCGGGUUGUGAUUUAAAUGUAACGGCUAUAUAUUGUCCACCUCGUUUUAAAAUUAAAGAUAACGAAUUUAAAGACUUUUUUGGAACGCUAGGUCAUAGAUUCCCAGCAGGUGGAGAUUGCAAUGCAAAACACAUGUACUGGGGCUCACGUCUAAGUAACCCUAAAGGAAGACAGCUGUACAAUGAAUAUAGAUAGAUCGCCUUUGACAGCUGAUACAAGUACAGACUUAUCUUCUGAUCAUUCACCUGUACUAAUAAUGUUGUGUGAACAACCCAUAUUCGUUGAUCCAAAAGUGGGUCUAACAUCUUAUAAAACGAAACUGGUUAAAAUAUAAGAAACACGUGAGUAGCCACAUUAAUAAUGAGUACAAAAUAAAUACUGGAAGAGAUAUUGAAGAAAGCAUAAGAUAACUCAAUGAUAUAAUAACUAACGCAGCUGUCGUAGCAACACCAAACAGAAACUAUAAGUCACUUGGUCUCCGAAAAAUCACUAAGAGAAAUAAAAAAGCUUGUAAAUGAAAAAGGCGUGCUAGACGAGAAUGGCAGAUAAAUCGCUCCCCUUCCACUCAGCUUCAAUUGAAAUCUGCUGUACGAAAAUUAAAGAAAGCGCUUAAACGCGAGGAAGAAUUCAACAAUGAAAUGUAUAUAAAGAAGCUAUGUCGCGAGGAAGAAUUCAACAAUGAAAUGUAUAUAAAGAAGCUAUGUCUCAAGUAAGCAAAAUUUCCUUUAGAAAGCCCAAAAGUCCAUGAAGCCUCCAGUCGUCUCCAACAUGCCUAUACAAGACUUGGGUGGAAAUUGGUCUCGAAGUGACGAGGAAAAGGCUAAUUGUUUUCUAAAUCACCUGGAAAAGGUAUUUCAACCUAAUUGCCCAAAGAACAACUUUAAGUUGUCAAUCUUACCUAACACAGCUAAUGAGUCGCUCGAGUCUUUUAAGACUUCACCUUUUGAAAUUAAUUGCAUCAUAAAAGAACUAAAUCAAAAAAAGUCGCCAGGGCAUGAUAAUAUCACCCCAAAAAUGCUAAUUGAGUUACCAAAUAUUGCUGUAGAUGUACUCUCUUUGCUCUUUAAUGCGAUUUUUAGUUUUGGAAGUUUUUUUUAUUUCAUGGAAAAAGUCGCUGAUUAUCCUGAUAGAUAAACCUGGGAAAGACCAGACACAGCCGUCUUCAUACAGACCAAUCAGUCUUCUACCCUGUAUUUCUAAAAUAUUUGAAAUGGUGUUACUAUCAAAGAUGUCUCCUUUCCUCCACGAAAAUAAUGUAAUUCCAGCGCACCAAUUCGGGUUUCGUGCAAAAUAUAGCACGAUAGAACAAGUAAAUAGAACAACUAACGAAAUAAGAAAAGCGUUUGAACACAGAGAGUACUGUUCAGCUAUAUUAUAUAAAUAUAUAUAUAUAUAUAUAUAUAUAUAUAUAUAUAUAUAUAUAUAACUAGACGUAGCUCAGGCAUUUGAUAAGGUGUGGCAUGAAGGUCUUUUAUAUAAGAUUAAAAACAUUCUUUUUAUUUAAAAAAUAGACUAUUUAUUGUUAAAGUAGGAGACUUCACAUCUGAUGAACGACAAAUAAGGGCUGGUGUACCACAAGGCAGUGUUUUAGGCCCAACUCUGUAUAUCAUAUAUACCGCUGAUCUUCUAACAGCUAAUAAUGUUUUGACAUCAACUUUCGCGGAUGACACAGCUUUAGUGAGCCGUAACAAAUGCCACAUUAUAGCAUCAAGAAUAUUAGCGGAGCACUUAAGAUCUGUCGAAGAAUGGCUAGCCAACUGGCGUAUAAAUGUGAAUGAACAAAAGUGUAAGCACGUUACAUUUUCGCUAAGACCAAAAAUGUGUCCGUCAGUAAAAAUGAACAAUAUUUUGGUGACCCAAACGAAUGAAGUUACCUAUCUUGGUAUUCACCUAGAUAGAAGACUCACGUGGAGAAAACAUAUAUCUAGUAAAAUAAAUUCCAUGAAGAUAAGAGCUGCAAAUUUAAAUUGGCUUAUAAAUAAAAACUCUAAACUUAGCCUAGACAACAAAGUGCUUUUAUACAAUGCGGUCAUAAAGCCGAUUUGGAUGUACGACAUUCAACUGUGGGGUUCGACCUGUGCAACUAAUAUCAAUAUAAUACAAAGGUUCCAAUCGAAAAUGCUUAGAACAAUCACGUGCUCACCGUGGUCGCAAUGAUAAUAUCCAUAAAGAUCUUGGUAUCCCUAUGGUAAAUAAAGAAGUAGAGGAUAUAUAUCUAAACUCCGUGAUCACCCAAACUGAUUGGUAAUUGUAAUAAAGUAUCGAAAAUCAAUUUACGUAUUGAAGAUAGCUCAGAUUUAAACUCUGAUCAUUCACCAUAACUUUAUGUAAAAAACCAGUAAUUCGGUCCGGCACGUGUUCUUUAUCUAAUAAACAUACUGAUUGGUAUAAAUUUAAGGCUAUACUGGAUAAAUUCGAUUUUAAACUAAAGCGCAUAUCGACAGAUGCUGAGUUAGAUUGUGAAGUUGAAUCGUUCACAAAAGUAAUUCAAAAUGCUGCAUGGAACAGUACACCGAAUAUUCGCGUGAAUCUAAGUGGAAACCAAUUCCCAAAAUACAUCUUAGAUGGUAUCCAUAAAAAAAGCAAACUUCGACGAAGAUGGCAGCAAACUGGGUCGGCUGCUCUCCAAACAGAGCUUAAUAGAUGUACAGCGGAACUAAGAACAAAAAUUAGACAGUUUAAAAACUAUUCCUUCAAAACGCAUUUGUUCAAACUCACUGUUGAUAAAUCUACCGAUUAUUCGCUCUGGAAAGCUGCAAGGAAUAUUAAUAAUAAAGGCCUGCACAAGCUGAAUCGCUUUUCUUUGUACGAUUCGAUACAAUUGUUAUGCUAGAUUCGGUUGAGCAAGCGAUCAAGAUUCACUCAACACGAAGUGCGAGCAAGAGUUGAUUAGCAAUGAAGUUCGUACUUUUAUUUUGACACAUGAGUGAUUUGUCUUAUAACUAUUUCCAUUGUCUUUCGAGUGAUGAACGAUUUAACUCGUAAGAGCGUAAAAAAGGAAGCGAAUUAUACGAAUCAUUCGUUUGAUCGGUUGUUGGUGUUCUGCAUUUGCCGCAUUCUGCCGCUACAAAGGAGGCAAUUGACUUUCGAAUCAAUUGCCUUUCAAGUUAUGAGUGAAAUGAAGCGUAUGAAGCAAAUGCCUAUCUCUCUUCAGUGCCAUGCAUUGUGCGUACUCUCGCUCCUGGUUUACAAGCUCUUCAACUCGGAUCAUGAGUUAAUGUUAUAUCGAUCAAGUCGUACGGUUUUUUGCGAGUGGCUUGAAAUGCCCAACGAGUGAAUCGUUGCAGGAGUGGCGCAUUAAUAAACAAAUAAAACAUGUCGCACCAAUAAAAUUAAACGAAACUGAAUGGGCCAAAACGAAUGUACAAAAAGCUGCAGUAUUUGCAAAUCCUUUGAGAAACUCAUUUACACCUAACGAUGGACAUAAGUUAAACUGUGAAAAUAGUUGGUUGGAUCCACUUAAAAGUCUUAUCAGGAACGCAAGGCUCAAGAAAGCUCCUGGGUUUGAUUUAACAUUGUAAACAGGUCAAUAUCGCUGCUGCCAGCUCUAUCGGAAGUCUUUCAGAAUGUUCUCAUAAAGAGGCUCAAAUCAAUAAUAGAUCGUAAACAACUUAUACCAGUACAUCAGUUCGGCUUUCGUGCUCAUCAUUCAACAAUUGACAAGGUACACCGGAUCGUUAAUUUCGUUGAAAAUGCUAUGGAUAAAAAGAACGUUUGUUUGGCGGCCUUCUUAGACGGGUCUCAGGCUUUUGAUAGAAUUUGGCAUUCUGGUCUACUGCUGAAACUGAAAUGAAUGUUGCCCAAACAAUAUUGCGAAAUAAUUGCUUCCUAACUAAAAGAUAGAUACUUUCGCAUAAAACAAGAGGAUGGAUACUCAAACUUGCAA
Molecule: messenger RNA, 16479 nt
Organism: Zeugodacus cucurbitae (melon fly)
Lineage: Eukaryota; Metazoa; Arthropoda; Insecta; Diptera; Tephritidae
Gene: l(3)80Fj
Product: eIF-2-alpha kinase activator GCN1
Exons: 6
Coding region: 140-8071 (2643 amino acids)
Biological process (GO): cellular response to amino acid starvation; regulation of translation
Cellular component (GO): cytosol
Molecular function (GO): protein kinase regulator activity
Source: RefSeq, a predicted model, not a curated record